AGACCUAAAGGUGGGACCUCAGGGAAAGGAGCUCUCUGAGAAGGAUGGCAGCCACCACUCCUUCAUCCUGCCAUCUUCUUCUCUUCUUCUCCUUCUUCAUGUCCUUCCUGGUUCGGCAGCCAGCCAUCAGCCAGGACUCACCCAGAUCCAGAGUGACAGAACCCGAGGGUGACCCACUCAUCGUUCCCACCACACUGACCAACCAGACGGUUUCCACCUCCAAGGAGGUAAUUGAGAGUCCUUCUGUGGAAACAGAGCUUUCCACUCCCAGCAGUGGUGGAGACGCCGAUGAUGAAGACAUCCCCCCCAGUGGCGGGACGCGUUGCCAAGGCUACUACGACGUGAUGGGUCAGUGGGACCCGCCGUUCAACUGCAAUGCAGGUGUCUUCCUUUACUGCUGUGGUACCUGCUUCUAUCGCUUCUGCUGUCAGUUCCGUCAGCAGCGACUGGACCAGACCAUCUGCUCCAACUACGACACCCCCAUCUGGGCCAAUACUGGCAAGCCAGUGGCCACCAUCACCGAGGGUCAGGGGGACGCUGACCGGGACCGCACACACCUCAUCGUUUACAUCAUAUGUGGGGUGGUUGCUGUCAUGGUGCUGGUGGGCAUCUUCACCAAACUGGGUCUGGAGAAAACCCGUGCAGGAAGUGGAGGGUUACCUCAAACCGAUCUCAGCUCCAG
Austrofundulus limnaeus is the source of this 682-nucleotide messenger RNA. RefSeq names its product protein shisa-9. NCBI's taxonomy places the organism in Eukaryota, Metazoa, Chordata, Actinopteri, Cyprinodontiformes, Rivulidae. Gene Ontology annotation, biological process: regulation of short-term neuronal synaptic plasticity; regulation of AMPA receptor activity. The record is from RefSeq and is a predicted model, not a curated record. Gene Ontology annotation, cellular component: postsynaptic density; dendritic spine membrane; AMPA glutamate receptor complex.